AUGGACCCGAGAUUAGAAUUUCAUCGAAUGCAUAGUGAAAUAAAUAGCCCCAUUAAACCGAGCCUUAAAGAUAGCAAUUACGAGGAUAACUUAGUUCAAACACAAUCAUUGCUUAAAGCGGCUAAAAUAAGUCGUCGUCAAUCCAUCGCACCCGAACAAUCCGAGUCUUGUUGUAAUAUUAAAAUCGUCAAAGAAUUGAAUGGAUCUUCGAGCAAAUACAAUUAUGAGAUUAUUCGUUGUUCAAAAUCUAAAAGUGAAAGUGGAAGGAAAUCAACCUUUUUUUAUAAAGUGUUUAGCCCAUGCAAAGUUAUUUGUGGAAAAGGAAAAACCAGUUAUACUGUGACUGCUAGAUGCAAUGUCAAUAAAAAGAAGGUUGUGAUUAAACGCGUUGACAAGGACGAGCUUAAAAUCCCGGAUUAUUAUAAACCUCCAUGCUUUAGUCCUUCGAACUGCUCAUGCGGUGAAUGCCUAUACGCAUCACAACCAUCGCCUCCAUCUUCGGUAACCUCAUCAAAUGUGAUCGGUUCAAGAAGGAAUUCUUAUGUAACUGCGACUACGUGGACAGGUUCAAAUCUCAGUAAUAAUUCUCCGCCAACUUCAAUUCUUAAUAAUUCAUCUCAACUGUCAAUCCACAAUGGUUAUUCUCAAACUUCAUAUUUCAAUAACUCCCCAAGCGAUUCAAUUCUUAAUGUGGGUACCCCUCACUCAAGAUUAUCUGCACAAUUUAAUAAACCGAAAAAGGCUCCUUCCGUUACAUUUGCGUCAUCCGCACCAUCUUGUGAGAUGCCUUCUACCAUUCCUCAAUCUUCUUCUUUAGAGACUUCUUCUAUAGUCGCUAGAUCAUCAACAAUCGCUUCAUCUAUUAAAUCGAAUUCUUCGCACUCUUCGAUUUCCGUACAACCACCUUCCAUCUAUCCAUCACAUAUUGAUUUGAUACCCAUCGAAUUACAAGCUUUAUAUUGUAAUUCGAAUGAUUAUUUACCUGCCUAUAUAAAUUAUUUCGUUGAUGAUAGAUAUUAUUAUUACAUUACCAAGAAUCAUGGCGUUAGACAAAGGAAGUUAAAGAAACCUUCUAGUUGGUUCAAAAAGAAAUAUUUUGAUGUUGAUUGGGUUACUUAUGUAGCCAAUUAG
Messenger RNA from Funneliformis mosseae, 1131 nucleotides. The record is from the annotation of a GenBank genome assembly. NCBI's taxonomy places the organism in Eukaryota, Fungi, Glomeromycota, Glomeromycetes, Glomerales, Glomeraceae.